AAAUAUAGAGAAAAGAUAGUAAUCAAGAGAGAGGUAGAAAAUUAGAAGAAGGAUUGAGAAAAAAGAAUAAGAGUAUCUAAUAUUUGCAAAAAUAUAUGUUUGUCCGUUAUCUAUCUAUAAUUUUAUACUAUUGUGAGAUGGGGAGAGCAAUAAGGAGUCAAAGCAUGGUAUGCCUUAAAAGUAUCUGAAUCAAUAAGGUAAACUAUCUUCGACCACAAUUUCCUUAGAUAAUUUCUCUUUCAAAAAUCACAAUAAUUCAAACGAUAAACAAUUCAACAACCCUGUUCAAUUAAAGUCUUGGAGAAGCUACAUCCUACGUAAAACCAUGUCUUCGGAAGCUCACAAUGCUCCAGGGAGCGGGGAAGAGAAGAAGCAUUCAGCGAGCGAGCUAAUGGCGAGCGCAAAGAUUGUAGCAGAGGCAGCUCAGUCAGGUUUCGGGAAAGGAGCUGAUGGGAAGGAUGUAGAUAAAGGGAAGGUGGCAUCUGCUGCAGGGGAUCUUCUAGACGCAGUCGGUCAAUAUGCUAAAUUAGAUGAUCAGAAGGGGUUAGGACAAUAUGUUGAUAAGGCUGCUGAUUAUCUGCAUCACUAUCAUCCUGCAACCACAGCCUCCGCCGAUCAUCCACCAACUUCCAAACCAGAUGAUCACAAAAGUGAAGAUGCUGGCAAAUCUGAAGGUGGACAUGGACAUGGUAUAGGAGAUUUUGCAAAGGCUGCUGGAGGCUUCUUUAAAUGAAAAGAAAUAUCAUUGAAUUCGACUUAGCAUAAUUGUUUAAUUUGUAUGGAGAUUUGACUUUAAUGUUUGAACCAAAAUCUUGCUAGCUCUUAUUUGUUUUCUUCCUAACUCUGUUGUAUAUAGUAUUCAAACUUUGUUACCUUUCUCGUAUUUUGUUUUCUUUGUUCCUGUUUGUGAAAUUUUGUUAUUUGUAUGUUAGAAAUUAAAUCAAGUGAGUACCACAAGAUUAUAGAACAAUGUUGAAUC
Molecule: messenger RNA, 979 nt
Organism: Trifolium pratense (red clover)
Lineage: Eukaryota; Viridiplantae; Streptophyta; Magnoliopsida; Fabales; Fabaceae
Product: nodulin-related protein 1-like
Exons: 1
Coding region: 326-733 (135 amino acids)
Biological process (GO): regulation of abscisic acid biosynthetic process; response to heat
Source: RefSeq, a predicted model, not a curated record